This is a messenger RNA of Adelges cooleyi (spruce gall adelgid), 6126 nucleotides long. RefSeq names its product inverted formin-2-like. The coding region runs from base 349 to 5304 and encodes 1651 amino acids. Gene Ontology annotation, molecular function: actin binding. The record is from RefSeq and is a predicted model, not a curated record. The transcript is spliced from 24 exons. Gene Ontology annotation, biological process: cellular component organization. NCBI's taxonomy places the organism in Eukaryota, Metazoa, Arthropoda, Insecta, Hemiptera, Adelgidae.
ACCUCCGCAGUUUGUUUCUUAUGCCGUUACGAUCAACACGUUCUCGUCAUCGAUAAACCCGUUCUUCGUUUGCGUUUUUUUAUGUCUCUGCCAUAAUUUAUUAGCACUUUUAAAGCAAAUUUCAACGCGGACCCGGUGGACCUUAAUGUAGUUUAAAGUAAAAAAUAUAAACCUUUUUUUGGACGUUUACUGUAAAGUGUAGUGGCCAAAGAAAUACGUUUAACACUUGGAACACAGCUCGAGAAACAGAAAUAAUAUUAUCCUUGAUAAUAGCCGCGCGUGACGGCAACAAAAGGAAACCCCGGGUCGGUGCGGAAUGGCUGCUCGGAGGAGUACCAAAAUCUAGACAUGGAGUCUAGAAUAGGACUUGAUUACAUUGUCGAGAACCCCGAGUACACCGUCAAACUAGCUACAGCUCUAGACACCAAUAAUGUCACUGUGAAAAAGCAAGUAUUGGAAUUACUAUCUGCACUAUGCGUGUACAACAUAGAAGGCCACGGCAGAGCACUUGAUACCCUUCAACACUACAAGGAACAGAAAAAUGAGAGGUACCGGUUGCAGAUCGUGGUCCGCGAACUGCAAUGGGCCCUGUCAAAAGGCAAAGAGACGACGGACUACCAGACAGCCAUUGUGGCUUUCAUCAACUGUCUCAUAAUAUCGACACCGCAGCUCCGGGACCGGAUAAGAAUACGAAACGAGUUCAUAGGUCUUAAACUGCUGCCGAUACUGACCGAGCUGAGGAAGGAAGCGGCGGAAAACCCGGACUUGGGUGUGCAGCUGGACGUGUUCGACGAACAACGCGAAAACGACGAAUCGCAAAUCUUGGACGUACCUUUUCGCGGUGUCGACAUCAACUCUCACGUGGACUUGUUUUAUGCCAUUUUGAAGCAGAUAGCGGACACGCCACAAGAAAUACCUUUUUUGAGCAUCCUACAGCAUCUGCUGAGGAUCGAUCCCCGGGAAGCUGUCAGCGACAUAAUCUGGGAUACGGCCGAGACGUUGGUCCAUCGUUCGACGCUGCUGGAGAACCGUCAGGACGCGUCCCGUCUGUUGCGCACGCCCAGCGUUCUGGGCCAGAGUCAACCGAGAGAUGUCGGCCUGCGCGUUUGCUGUUGCGGGCGGAAACCGUCGCUGGGCCAGUCGGCCGUGACGUCUCCCUUGUCUGCCAACCCGUCGUCACCGCCGCCGCCGCCUCCACCGCCUCCGCCGCCGCCGCUCCAAUCCGGAAAUCCGCCUCCGCCCCCUCCGCCGCCGCCGCCGUUGAUGGGCGUACCGUCCCCGCCAGCACCACCGGCGCCGUUUUUCCCGCAAAGCCAACAAGCCACCUCGGCCGGAUCGCCGUCCGCACAACACGCCAACAAGCGUUCAUUAGCGAUGGGCAACAACGGGUCUUCCAACGCCGUGGACGCGCCUCCGCCUCCUCCGCCGGAAUCCGCGUUCGCCAAAUUGUUACCCCAACAGGAGACGCCCACGCCCAAGACCAAAAUGAAAACCAUCAACUGGAACAAAAUACCUGAUAACAAGGUGGUAGGACGCCAUAAUAUUUGGUCGCUAGUGGCCAGAAGUCAUCAGAAUUCGCCCAUGCCCGAUUUGGAUUGGUCGGAAAUGGAAGGUCUGUUUUGUCAGCAAGCUCCUGUCGCUCCUUCCAACCAAGCGGGUGUGUUGAAUUUCCGACUCGGCCAGGAUACGGGAGAGUGCGACAAGAAAAGAAAAGAACCAACCGAAAUAGUUUUGUUGGAUGGAAAACGAAGUCUUAACGUCAACAUCUUUUUGAAACAAUUCCGAAGUUCGAACGAAGACAUUAUACAACUGAUCCGGGAUGGCGAGCACGACGACAUAGGAGCGGAAAAGCUUCGGGGUCUGCUGAAAAUCUUACCCGAGUUGGACGAGCUGGAAAUGCUGAGGGCCUUUGACGGGGACAAGACCAAAUUGGGUAACGCCGAGAAAUUCCUGUUACAACUAAUCGACAUUCCCAAUUACAAGCUACGCAUUGAAAGUAUGUUAUUAAAAGAAGAAUUCGCAUCGAAUAUGAGUUACCUCGAACCGAGUAUAAAUUCAAUGAUCGUCGCUGGCGAAGAUUUGAUGACCAAUAAACGUUUCCAAGAAGUUUUGUACAUGGUCAUUUGUGCAGGAAAUUUUUUGAACUUUGGUGGUUAUGCUGGAAAAGCUGCGGGCGUCAAGUUGAGUUCGUUGCAAAAGCUCACCGACAUAAGAGCCAACAAACCUGGUAUGAAUCUCAUACACUACGUCGCUUUGCAAGCCGAGAAGAACCGCAAAGAUCUACUAAAGUUUCCAAGUGAAAUGUCUGUGCUGGAAGAAGCGACCAAGACCACCGUGGAACAACUGCAGAAUGAGAUAAACGCGUUGGACUCGAGGUUCAAAGUGGUAAGGAAGCAAAUAGAAUUGCCGAACACAGAGCAAGACAUCAAAAACCAAAUGAUCGAGUUUCUCAAGGUGGCCGAAAGGCAAGUCGGUGGGCUGCAAAACGAUAUAGCCGAAUUGGACUCGAUGAGGAAGACGUUGGCGGAUUUCUUUUGCGAGGACGUCAACACGUUCAAGCUGGAAGAAUGCUUUCGGAUCGUUCACAAUUUUUGUUUAAAGUUCAAACUGGCCGUGGCGGAAAACGAGCGGCGAAAAGUCCAAGAAGAACAGGCUUUGGCCAGACGUCGGCAAAGAGAAGAGCAGCUGGCCGUUAAAAAACGUUUCCUCACUAGCGAUCCGCAGGUAAACGCUUCGGACGCCGAGAACAACAUUGUGGAUUCCCUUUUGAACGAUAUCCGAUCAGGAUUUCCACACAAAAAGAGUUUCGACAAAGGAAAGCGACCGCACAAUACUACUUCGGAAGAAGACAACCUGUCGAUGACUGGUUCGCCGGCCGUCGUGCGAAGACGUUUAGGCGCAAUCGACAACGGCACCAGAGAAGAUCAAAACUUGUCUCCCGACGUCACGCCAAACGGGAGCCUACGUCGUCGAAGAAGUCGAGUACCGUCGGAGGAAGACGACGUGACGUUAAUGGACUUCUUGAGAACUUCGAACCCAGACGCUCCGCCGGUGUCUGCUAAUACACAGAGAAAAUCGUGGGGAAGCUUAGACCGAUCCUGGGCCAGACGAUUCAGAGGAAGUGGCAAAAAGAGACCGGAACUGUUGAGCGCCGAUUUCAGUGCGGACCGAGAGCGGGCCAAUUCGCCUUCACCUCUGGUCGAGAACAAAUCGUCCAUUACUUCCACGACGGCUUCGACGCCCGAAGAAGAAGCUAAACAACCAAAGGCUUGGAGACAGAAAAUCGAAGCGUGGCUGCAAGAGAACGAAAAAGAGGAGAAAGAUUCGGACGACUUGCGGCGGAAAGCUCAGCGAGUGCAAAGCAACCGGCGAUCUUUGGAAAACGACUCGGAAAGCGAUGGCCGCAGUAGCAUAUUGGACACGUUGCCCGAAGGUAAACUAGCCGACUCCACCAACAACGAGGGAUACAAAAGAGUUUACACCGACUGGCGUCCGACAAUCGAGAAAACCGACGUCGUUGGAGUCAUGGAAGCAAUUGCAGGAGCUCAGAGCCCGGUCAAGGACAAAUCGCAAUGGCGCAAGUCCAACCUGAACGUGCCCAACACGACCGAAGAAAUCGACAGCAAUUCCAAGAGAUACCAAAAGAAACCGAUACUCUUGUCUAAUUUCGAAAACCAUAGCACACCCUUACACGCUAUCAAAGAGGAAGACAGGCGGAAAGGUUUCAUCGAAAAACUGGGACAGAACACGUCCGGUCCGGAACGGCUGACGGUUUAUAUCCGCGGUGCUGACCAGCCAGAAGCCAAGUCCAGCGUGCCCAGGAAACCGCUGACCAGUCCAGAGGCUUUGGAAGACAAGCUGCUCCCUCCGUUCGCUCCUCGGCGUAAGAUUUCCGACUCGACCGGCCCGCUGGACCCGACCGACAGGGCCGACAUAGAUUCGGACAACAUAGAAACACCGCCCACGUCUCGCCGGCAAAUCGUCAAGCCACAACAGACGAUACCACCGCCGCCGAAGAAGCCGGCCGAAGAAGAAACGCUGGGCGACGGUCAGUUCGACCGUUUCUCGGCGGCAAGACGUACCCGGAGAUACAGAAAGACAGCCGAAGACGAUUUGCCUAGGACCGUCGACAAGCCGUCGUCGUACCACAACGCCGGCGACGAUACCGGCGAAGACGGCAAGGAGUUUGCCCGGACCCGGUUGUACUCUUCCAUGCCCAGGACCGCUAGAAACCAGAGUGUAGUGGACCACGGCGACAUCAUGAAAGCAGUGAAAAUCUACGGACAACUGCCGCCGGAGAAAAACUCUGCCGAACCGGCGGCCCGGAUAUCCGGCAGAGUGACCAAGAUAAACAUCCAAGACAACGGCGAUUCGACGAUCAACAUGAAGAGCAACGAGUUCAUUCCGGAAAUUCGCGUGCAGGCUUUGACGCCGCCAAUGAAGACCACCGUCAGGAACGAACACGAUUUGAACGACGAAGGGUUCGAGGAGUCCGUGAGCUUGAUGUCGGCCGAAUCGUUGAGCGCAGAAGCUUCUUCGGGUAACUUCGAGACGGAAAAACCGAUGCCGCCCAAAACCAUAGCCCGGGCCGACAGCAGCGGCAGCAACGACACCAACAGCAGCGGCGGAGGUCCGGCGUUGAGAAAGACCAAUUCUCUCAAGACGUCCGUCAGGCCGGCGGUGGUGACGAAAAAGAUGGCCGAACUGCCCAAACGGACCAGCAGCUUCAGGACAACGACACCAGCCGUGGCGACGGCGCAGAGGCCGUCGACCGCGGUAAGGACCACCUCGUCUCUGGCUAGACCUUUGGCCAAACCGACGUCGACGACGACGGUGCACAGACCCGGUCUGGUCAGGACUGCUGACGGUGCUAGUUCGAAACCGGUGGAGAGGUCUAGUUCCAAGAGCAGUUUGCGCAGCUCCAGGAGUUCGCUGAACAGCAGCACCAACUCGGCCGGCACGGUGGUGAAGAAAAUCCCGGGCAUAUCCGCGUACACCAAGGCCAUAAACGACCUGACCACGGACCUGAAGGCGAAGAAACCUCUGGGCGCCGCGUUGCAACCGCACAACGGCAGGAACGCGGUGACGGUGGCCAGCAGGAGCAGCAGCAGCAGCGGCAGCAGCGGCAUCGCGGUGGCCAAGCCCAGACCGUUGCAGAGCGCGAGUUUCAAAGAGAACCAAGGCAGCAGAGGCGCAGCCAAGACGUUGGGAUUCAUGAGGCCCACGGCUGCCAGCACGGCAAAGGACUUGGUCGACGCCGCUGGCAAACCAAAACCUCUAGUCAAGAAAACAACGUUCAAGUAGCCACACUUGACAACUCUAUAAGCUCACACGUCACACACACACACACACACACAAGUCACACUCAUACUCGAGAAACGCCUGUCCCGCCGGAGAACGGUACUGCGCAGAAACCGCGACCAAUUAUGCAUGGGUCGUGUUUUGGUUUCUGCGCGGUACCGUUCUCUGGCGAGACGGGAGAGUAUAGACAAUAAUAUUACACUAUUAUACCAUCUGGCAAUUUUGAAAAAAUUGUUUUCACCGAUAGGUCAUUUAUAGUUAGUUAACUUAAGUCGUAAGCAGCCAAGUGUCUGGCGUUGUUGGACGUCUCAAAUCGGAUCCCCGUUACCAAUUUUAAACCAACCACACACGGACCAUAGAUUUUUUUUUUUUAGUAGAAAUUAUUAUUAUUACCUAUGUUGUAUUAUUUUUUUAAAAAUAUUUUUAUUUUUAUUAUUAACUUUGUAGGUAUUUUGAAAACUAAUAUAAUAUGCAUUAUUAUAAUAUAUGUUGUAUAAUAUAGAUUUUUUUAUAUAUAUAAUCUGGUAUCUAGUCAGAAUGCAUUGAUACACAAUCAAAACAAAGGUGCCUUUCAUAUAAGCUAUAUUAAACAAUUAUUACACUGUGUUUUUUUUUAUAGUCUCAAAAUUUAUAAACUAUAUUAUUAUUAUUAUUUUUUUUUUUUUAAUCGGUUUAUUUGACUUUAACUUGUACAACUUUUAUAUUUUUUUAAACGCUUGAUUUGUACACAAUUGAGGCCUAAGCAUCAUUAUUAUAUAUACCUAUAUGAAAUAAUAAUAGAGCUUUACAAGCGUAAUAUGUUUUGCACUAACACUAUUGUUUUUU